Molecule: messenger RNA, 3426 nt
Organism: Aspergillus nidulans FGSC A4
Lineage: Eukaryota; Fungi; Ascomycota; Eurotiomycetes; Eurotiales; Aspergillaceae
Product: ssDNA endodeoxyribonuclease RAD2
Exons: 1
Coding region: 1-3426 (1141 amino acids)
Biological process (GO): nucleotide-excision repair
Cellular component (GO): nucleus
Molecular function (GO): DNA binding; endonuclease activity; nuclease activity
Source: RefSeq, a predicted model, not a curated record
AUGGGUGUCCAAGGACUCUGGACUAUCGUCCAACCUUGUGCCCGACCCGUGAAGCUCGAGACUCUUAAUCGGAAACGACUGGCUGUCGAUGCGUCCAUCUGGAUCUACCAGUUCUUAAAAGCCGUCCGCGAUAAAGAAGGGAACGCUCUUCGCAACUCGCAUAUUGUCGGAUUCUUUCGUCGGAUAUGCAAACUUCUCUACUUCGGCAUCAAGCCCGUUUUCGUGUUUGAUGGUGGCGCCCCGGUCCUCAAGCGACAAACCAUCGCGAACCGGAAAAAAAGGCGAGAGGGGCGCAGGGAAGAUGCAGUGCAGACGGCGAGUAAGCUACUUGCUGUGCAGUUGCAACGCACAGCCGAGCAAGAAUCAGCUAAGCGCAGGAGCCGGAGGCAGGAGAACGAGGAAGACGUUCCAGAUAAUCCGGUGUACGUUGAGGAGACGUUCAUGACAGACAAGCAAAAACAACAGUCGCGGACUUUCAAGAAGAAAGAUGCCUAUCAUUUACCGGAUAUGCAGGUCUCGCUUCAAGAAAUGGGAGCCCCGAAUGAUCCGCGUAUUAUGUCGCAAGAAGAGCUAGAAGAGUAUGCGCGCCAGUUUCACCAGGGUGAAGACAUCAAUCUUUACGAUUUCUCCAAAAUCGACUUUGAUAGUCCUUUCUUUCUCAGCUUACCCGCUACUGAUCGCUACAACAUCUUGAAUGCCGCGAGACUUCGCAGUCGGCUGCGUAUGGGAUACUCCAAAGAACAGCUGGAUACGAUGUUCCCUGACCGGAUGGCUUUCUCCAAAUUCCAGAUCGAGCGUGUGAAGGAACGAAAUGAUCUGACCCAGCGUCUCAUGAACAUUAACGGUAUGAACGGAGAUGAGGCUUUUUAUAAAUCCGGUCAGAGGAUUGCAGGUGAGCGUGGCAAGGAAUACGUGCUCGUACAAGACAACUCUGUCGAAGGCGGCUGGGUAUUAGGUGUUGUAGGUAACAAGGAAGGUGGUCGGGAAGAAAAGCCUAUCGACGUUGACCGAUAUUUUCAUCAUGAAAUCACACCGGAGCCCGAGGCUUCGGAGGAUGAAGGGGGCUUCGAGGAUGUGCCCAUCGAGGGUCUCAACCGCCUUCCAAAGCUUUCAUUUCUGCAACCAGGCGUGUUUGAUGAUUCACUAAGGCAGCACAUACAAGGGUCCCAAGGGCAGGAUGCAGGGGCCGAUUCCCUUUUUGUCGAAGAUUUCAACAAUGCUCAACACACUGGCGAUGUUUUUGAUGGCGCCGCUGCAAGUGAGGAUGAAGAUUUGCAAAGGGCAAUUGCAAUGUCCCUACAGUCCCCGAAUCAUAUGGACCACGACGCAGAAAUGCCGGAAAUUCCUGUCAACCGGGCCACUUCGCUGGAACCUCAAAGCAAACCAGCAGUUGAACCUACUAUUGAGAGCGACGACGAAUUAGAUUUUGUAGCCGCUGUGGCCCAAUCGAAGCGGACCAAGGCGCCUGCUAAACCUGCUCCGACCCAAACUUUCGAGGGCCCGCUGCCUUUUGAAACUCUCAAGCACCGCAAGCCUCUCAACGUGAAGAAACCAGAACCAGUCGAGAAUGAUGCAGGUGGUUUCGAGAAGGGACCAUCAAAGGAGGCCAAGGAAAAUGUGCCUUUACCACCGUGGUUUUCCGGCCCCCAGCAGAAUUCGGAGUUCAUCGCUGAUCAGAAUGACAACGACUUGGAUAACUAUCGCGACAGGGCCAUGACACCAGGCCAUUUAUUUUUGCGUAAUCAUCGAUCACCUAGUGUAAUAGACGUGGACAAAUUCCCCGAGAGCAAGGUCAUCGAUCUUGACCCAGCGCCUGAGGCUGAUAAGGAAACUGCGCCGGCCCAACCAGCUGAACUGAAAGAGAUUCAAACACCUCCCGAGCCACCAAAACCAGAGUCGCCGGAUCACAGAGCCUCUGUAGCUCUUGAAGCCAAAGUUGCAAAGGAUGGAGACGUAGCCGAAUCGGUGCAGACUGACGGUGAGGAAUCCGUGCGGUCUAGUUCUCCGGAAUUUGAAGACGUCACUGUGCAACCGGUGGAAGCCGUCCCCGCUGCAGAAAGGGAACGAUCACUAGAGUUUGAAGACGUGCACCUGCCAGCGGAAGAACACGUCGGUGAUGGCGAGAAGACUGGACGAUUAUCGCCAGAAUUCGAAGAUGUUCCAAUACAGCAAGUGCCCAGUGCGCUUCAUGAGGUUGGGCUCGCUCAAGCUGUUGAUAUCGACGAUGAAGGCUUCUCGGAUCCGGAAGACGAAGAGCUCAUGAGACAGCUCGCUGCCGAAGGCGAGGAACAUGUUAGGUUUGCAGCAACCUUGAACUCAGCCCCACAUAGUGAAGGCACAUUCGACUACGAACAAGAACUCAAACAGCUGCGCUCGCAGCAGAAGAAAGACCGCAGAGACGCCGACGAGGUUACGCAAAUCAUGAUUACAGAGUGUCAGCAGCUUUUGAGAUUGUUCGGACUACCGUAUAUCACAGCGCCCAUGGAGGCGGAGGCCCAAUGCGCGGAACUGGUCUCGUUAGGACUUGUGGACGGCAUUAUCACGGAUGACAGUGAUAUCUUCCUGUUCGGUGGCACCCGAGUCUACAAAAAUAUGUUCAACCAGAGCAAAUACGUUGAGUGUUAUCUCACUGCGGAUCUGGAGAAGGAGUAUGCUCUCCAUCGACGGAAACUGAUUAGCUUCGCACAUCUUCUUGGGAGCGACUAUACAGAAGGAAUUCCCGGCAUAGGACCAGUGACAGCGCUGGAGAUUCUGACCGAAUUCUCCAGCCUUGAGGAAUUCCGGGACUGGUGGACGCAGGUACAGACAGGGGCAGAUAUGUCGAACAGCAGCCAUGCGGCUUUCUACAAAAAGUUCAGGAAACAGGCUACGAAGAUUUUUCUACCGCCUACCUUCCCGGACGCGCGAGUCGAUGCAGCUUACCUCGAGCCGGAAGCGGACAGGGACCCUUCACCCUUUCAGUGGGGCGUGCCUGAUCUACAUGGACUCCGAAACUUCCUGAUGGCGACUAUUGGCUGGAGUCAGGAACGAACUGAUGAAGUCCUCGUGCCCGUGAUUCGUGACAUCAAUCAGAGAGAACAGGAGGGGACCCAGAGUAAUAUCACCAGUUUCUUCAGUGGACCUCAAGGAGCAGGAGCAUUCGCACCACGCGUCCGGUCCGGUGGCCAGAGCAGGAUGGAAAAGGCUUUUAGCCGCCUUCGACGGGAGGCUGGAGCUGAUCAGGACGCAGAGCUAGUUGAUGUGGAAACCGAUCCUAGCUCUCAGGAUCUGUCUGCUUUACCAGCCCGGCGGAAGGGCAAGGGGACGCGCAAAGGCGCCAAGCGGGGUGCUGAACCAGAAGAGGCUGCAGAGAACGGCCAGGGUAGUAGAGAGAAUGACGGUGCGACGGCCAAGAAGAGACGAGGCCGGAAGGAAGCAAAGACAUGA